AUGUUGACCUCCAAGUUCUCCUGCUGCCUGGUGGCCCAUUUAGCCAUCCUUCUUGGGCUUCUACUGCUGGGAACCUGCAAAGGGCAGAAUUGGUCAUCUUUUCAAACCAAGCAUAUCGAUUUUCCAAAAAGUUCAGCCUCAAAUCCCAAUGCAUACUGCGACCUGAUGAUGAAACGGAGAAACCUGAAUCCAACAAGGUGCAAACCCCGCAAUACGUUUGUCCAUGCAAGCCAGUCUGAGAUCCAGAAUGUGUGCAGCAGCAAAGGGACUCACUACAAGGAUAACUUAUAUGACAGUGAGGAAGAUUUCCCUUUGACUGACUGCAAGAACGUGGGUGGUACUUCUCCAGACAACUGCAAGUACAUCGGCACUCCCGGGACCAAAAGAAUCCGUGUAGCCUGUGAGAACAACAAACCGGUUCAUUUUGAGCUUGUCCUUGCAACACUGUAG
Sceloporus undulatus (fence lizard) is the source of this 450-nucleotide messenger RNA. Its product is annotated as ribonuclease pancreatic-like. The transcript has a single exon. The record is from RefSeq and is a predicted model, not a curated record. NCBI's taxonomy places the organism in Eukaryota, Metazoa, Chordata, Lepidosauria, Squamata, Phrynosomatidae. Bases 1 to 450 code for a protein of 149 amino acids. Gene Ontology annotation, molecular function: nucleic acid binding.